UUGCACCCUUUGCUUUGAUUGGAUGCUUCAUCCACUACGACGAACGGUGAAAAGUUUUUCUCUUGUGUAAAUUUGCAGAAUUUCUGGGGGAGGUGCGAACAGUCGUUUGAGAUAAUCUCGAUUUUCCUUCAAUUUAAAUUGAAGCAUUUUUUAUACAAGAAAAUUACUUCAAACACACAGCAGCAAUACAAACAACUAUAGUUCCACGCUAAUAAAGAAUAAAAAAACCAAAAAAUAUCAAUUGAACGACGAAAUCAAUUAACGAUUUUAAACAUUUAAUCAAAAACCCUAACUCAUCCACAAACAAACAAAAAAAAAUGGCGCACAUUGGACGUACAGUUAAAAAUGUUGAGGCGCCACGCCCAUUAAAAUCACAAUCACGCUCAUCACUGAAAAACAACUACAUGCUGAUCGAGGAGCUAAUACAAUUGAUUGAGAAUGUUGCGUUGACUCUACAAUCGGGCAUAAACAAUACGGAACCGAUGGCUGCGCUAGUGCAAAAUCUACGCAUACACGGACCACAAUUGGAAACUGUAUCUAAAGAUACAUUAGACCGUGCAUUCGUUGUGUUCCGCAAUGCUUCGCAGGACGAACGCUUAAAUAUUAUGACGAGACUGAAUUUGCUCGAAUUGAUAGAGUUGCGCGCCAAAGGCUGGGAAGACAAUGGCUUCAAUUCGUACUACAAAACCAAACAAGUAACGAACAUCGAUCUAACCGAUGGACAUGUUGAUCCAACGCAAACCGGGUUCCUAAGCACCUCCCCCACAUUUGGUGGGGCUGGCGCCGCUGCGGCAGCAGCUAUAGCAGCUGUUGGUUCGGCGCAGCAAACACAACUACUGUUGGCACCGGGUGAGGUCAUACGAAAUUCGGGAAAGUUUCCGAAACCAACUAAAAUACCAGGCAAAACUUAUUGCAAAGAUGAAGUGGUUAUACGCAAUGCAGAUUCGGGAAAAGUAAUGGGCAUUAAAGGCAGACGUGUCCAUAUGAUUGAGGAAUUAAGUGAAACGAUAAUUUCCUUCCAAAGAGUAAAUCCUGGCGCUAAGGAACGUUUGGUGCAAAUUACGGGACCGACUGAAGAAAAAAUCAACUAUGCCAAACAACUCAUCGAGGAUACCAUACGUCGCAAUGCCUCACCUGUACGUCUCGAUCCAAUUAUUAGUAGCGGUCAUGCUGGUGGCGGCGGCGGUGGCUCUUGUUCUUCACUAGCGUCUUCCAAUUCUGAUGAUGCCGUUACGCCACGUACACCAGGCGCUGGUGGUGCUGCCACAAGCAGCCUAGCUAAUCGUCUAAGCUUCAAUUCGGCGCAAAAUUUCAUGACUGGCUCUGCGGCAGCGGCGGCAGCAGCAGCAGCAGCUGCUGCACAACAGCAACAGGUCAUGAAUAUGAUGGGUGCCGUCGUUGGUAGCACUUCCACACCUACGGCUGCUGCCGCAGCUGCAGCUGCUGGUAAAGUGUUGCGUCCAAAUCAGCAAAUGUUAUUGCAUUCAUUUUCCACCAAUGAUGCUUCUUUAGGUGAAUACAAAUACACGGUGAACGUGGGACAGCAUCUGAUAAAAAUCACCGGCGAUUGUUGUGACCUUGUGCGGGUUGCAAAAUUAGUGCUGGAUGAUUACUUUAGCAGCGCUGAGUUCUUAGCUUCAGUGGAGGCUGGCGCCGCAUUUGAUGGCAGCAUUGUCAGUCCGAUUUCAACACCGUCCACGCCUAUGGCUGCACCACAGUUCAUGAUGGGUACACCCUUGCACGCUGCACCACCGCUAGCAGAUAGCGGAAUCGGCUUAAAUUAUAUGGCCGCACAGGCUGCCAAUAGCGGUGUACAUGAUGGCGAUGAUGAAGUAUUUGCUGAUACAAAUGCUGCAGGUCAAAGCAAUGGCUUAUCGCGUUCACGUAGAAGUCACUUUUCCCGUAAAGACUCUACACCAGAAUCAGCAGCUAACUCAACAGCUGCACGUGGCAAAAAUGAUAACACCACUGCCGGCGCCGCCAGCGGCGAUACGCCACGAAUUGUACACGAAUACGAGCAUUUGCUUUACUAUGCGAAGAGUCCCCAUUCCUGGGCACUGCCAGAGGAGUGGCAGAAAAUCUGCGAAAAGUUCCCAGCCAUCGUACGCAAUAAGGUAACACAAUUCAAUGCCACAACAGGCACUGUUACUAAUACAGCACCGAUAUUACGUGUUGCUUCCAUUACUACCAAUCCUACUAUUUCUACUCCUACUUCUACUAUUACUACUACCGUCACUGCAAAUACGACCAGUACUUUGCCAAAUAUUGCUAGUAAUAAUAAUAAUAAUAAUAUAAAUAAUCUCUAUGCUAACGCCACAGUUGGCACCGUUGUUAGUGUCGUUAGUGCUAAUGUAACGAUUAGUAGUAUAAAUAUGUCCACAAAAACUACAAAUAUGUUAGCGCAGUCACAACCGCCCACAGUUGUUAGUACAACACAAACACAGGCACAGCAGCAGCCUACACCUAUGCACACCCACACUGGUGUCAGUUCAAUCGCACACAAUCGCCUGGUUUAUGAGCUACAAACACCAUUACAUAUCAAGCGAAAAGGUUUCUUUAAUCGUCAAAUUGUCAGUAUUGAUGAGGAGGGCUACGAUGCGCUGCAACAUCAGCAACAUCAAUACCAUACAGAGCGUCAUUAUAAUACUAAUGUUAAUGCUGCUGGCGCUAAUAGCUUAUAUCACCGCCCCUAUGGCCAACGAGCAGAUGCUAAUGCCAAUAAUAGCAAUAACCAACAAGCAAUGCACUAUCAACAACAUCAACAUCACCACGCAUUGAAUCAGCAUCAACAAAAAUUUAUGUCUGCGCGCCCAGGUACUACCACUCCCAAUUUCAAUUAUGCUAAUAUGCUAUAUAACGGCGCUGGUGCACUACCACCGGCAACUACACAAGCGCCACCUACCAACAAUGUUUCGGCUAGCUUUAAUAAUGGCAACAAUACGGCUGGUAACUCCACCCUUGCCCUCACCACUAUGGAUAAUAAGCCACAAAAAUUAUUAAAUAAACAAAUUAAAAUGAUUUCCUCUAUUACGGAGAGCAGUUUUCCCAAUGAGCCAACUGAGGAAUCUACCAACAAUGCACUUGAGUCUAACGAGAAUGUUGAAAAAGGUGUUGAUGUUGAUGUUGAUGUUGAUGUUGGUGUUGAUGCUGAUGCUGAUGCUGAUGUUGUAGUAAUUAGUGCCACUGAGGGCGAAACGGUAAAGGUGGCUAAGAACAAAUCAAGUAAAUCGAGAAAAAUUCGGCGCAACAAAGGAAGUAAUGAGGUCAUUGAAGUCUACGAUAACGAUGAUAAUGAUACUGACGUUGAGUUUGUUAGCGAAACAAAAUAUAUGGAUACCGAAAUUGUCAUCACUGCUGAUGUUGUGGCAAAUCAGAGACGUGCCACUGAGCGACCAAAAUUUAUGCGUGAGUUUCGAUCGAAUUCGACUUGCGAUUAGUAUAAAAAUUAGGAGGCAAUGAAAGGGAGGGAGCGAAGGUUUUAAAACGAAAGUAAAGUUUUGUCUAAAAUAGAAGGGACGUGAGAUGAGUAAAAUGAGAGUGGAAUGCAAAAGUAAUUACCAUGAUAAAAACUUUACAAUAAUUAUAAUUUUUGUAUUAUGGUAAUUACGAUAGAGGAAUACUUUUCUCAACGAAAAAAAAAAAACUGAGUGAAGCUCUCAAAACGAGGAGACAUUUUUUUUAUAGUGGAGCGUUUGUUAGUUGUGAAAUACGACAAACGAUUACUUUUUUUUAAGCAAUAAUUUUUGGGAAAUUUCAGAAGGUAUCCAUUAUACAUAUUUCAAGAGGAAAACAAUAAGCUAGCGGCGUUAGUCCUUAGAAAAUAGUAUUAGUCGUUUCGCGGAAGCAGUGCGAAAAGCCUAAAGCUUUUAAAUAUUUAAAAAUUCGUCUGCAUUUGAUCCCAGUGUAAAAAAUGUCACGGCUUUUUAGUGUUAGAAACCUUAAAUGAAAUACAAAUUUAUCCAUUUGGCAGCUCAGUUGUCAAUUAUUUACACGAAUGAUUGCAUGAAUUGUUCAACAAUACACAAUCUCAAAAACGUUAAAAAAAAAUGUGUCAAACUGUCCCUAUAAAAUAGCGGAAAAAACUGUGUGGCAUAAUUU
Molecule: messenger RNA, 4098 nt
Organism: Rhagoletis zephyria (snowberry fruit fly)
Lineage: Eukaryota; Metazoa; Arthropoda; Insecta; Diptera; Tephritidae
Gene: mxt
Product: Eukaryotic translation initiation factor mextil
Biological process (GO): positive regulation of translation; regulation of formation of translation initiation ternary complex
Cellular component (GO): cytoplasm; RNA cap binding complex
Molecular function (GO): RNA binding; eukaryotic initiation factor 4E binding; translation initiation factor activity
Source: RefSeq, a predicted model, not a curated record